CCACACCUCCCACCCACCUACCUCGCUUCCGCCGUUGACCAUAGCCUGAGCAGGAUCUUUGAGAUGGAGGAAGAAGCUCUGAGGGCGGCGAUGGAAGACGCCUUUCUGGAGGGUGCGGUUGAAUGGCGAGCGGACACCAUCCUCCAGACCCUGCGGAUGGACAAGCUGGAUGCGUGGAUCCGCGGAGAGGGGCUUGCCGAUGAGAUCGAGGGGCUCAAAUCUGAGAUCGAUGAAGUCAUGGCGGCGGUAUCCUAUGUCAAGGGGAGGGCGGUAGGCAACAGGCGGAUGGCGAGGUCUCUCGCGGCGCUCAAGCAGAAGCUCUUCGACGCCGAUGACGCUGUCGACGAGCUCGACUACUACAGACUUCAACACCAUGUCGUCGAGGUCGAAGGAGGCCAACACGCGCUGCCGUCUUCAUCCAACGCGCACAAUCGCUUCGCUUCCGAUGGUGUUACCCAGUCUUUCACCACAGCCACAACGACUACCGCUGCAGUCACUUUGCAGGAGCCAGAAGGCAUGCAUGAAGCAGCGCGAGUAGAUCAUGGCACAUCGAUGGGCGAUGGUGAUAAUAUACUACCGAGAAGAGGUCAUAGCAAGAAACGGUCCAAGGCAUGGGAUGGUUUUGACGAGAGAUAUGACACUGAUGGAAAGACCGUGGGGGCAGAAUGUAGACACUGUAAAAAGAAACUUAAAUACGACGGUAAACAAGGGCCAAGAGUCUUGAUGACUCACUCCAAUAGUGCCAAGUGUAAGAAUACGCGAGAACCACGUCUCCAGCCGCCAAGCCAUUCAAGCAUGGAUGAUGCUACUGAAAAUGCUACCCCCGUUGCUGUCAGUAAUUCACCCAGCAUACCAAGGAUGGGAACGAAUCCAGAGCCAACACAAAUCACCGCAGCUGUUGCUCACCCUUGGAAUAAGGACGAAAUUUCCAGUAAGAUACAGAAAAUAACUCAUCAGUUGCAAGGCAUCCGAGGGGAUGUGACAAAGGAUCUCAACAUGCUUGGGUCACAUUAUGGUGCAAGUUCAGCUCACCAUCAAAGUACAGCCUCAGAUCCAAGCCGAAGAACAUCAAGUCUUCUUCAAGGCAAAGUGUAUGGGAGAGACAAAGAGAAGAACACCAUCAUACAGCUGAUGACUGCUGGGAAAUCUGACAGUUUGACUGUUGUGCCCAUUGUAGGCAUUGGAGGUACUGGGAAGACGGCUCUCGCGCAAUCUGUAUAUAAUGAUCCGAAAGUGCAAAACCAAUUUGACCACAGCAUAUGGAUUUGGGUGUCUAAUAGCUUCGAUGAAAUGAGACUCACAAAAGAGAUGUUAGAUGUUGUCCCUCGAGAAAAGCACGAAGGGUUGUGCAGCCUUGACAAUCUUCAGCAGGUCUUGAAAACUCAUAUUGAAUCAAAGAGGGUUAUGCUUAUUUUAGAUGAUGUUUGGGAUGACAUGAACAAUUCCAGAUUGGACCUAAUACUGGCUCCCUUCAAGUCAAACAAUGCAAAUGGCAAUGCGAUCCUUGUGACGACCAGAUAUCUAUCCGUUGCAAAAAGGAUAGGAACAACUGAACCUGUUUUGUUAUGUGCUCUGGGAGAUGCCGAUUUUUGGUUACUGUUCAAAGCACGAGCAUUUUGUGAUGAGAAAUAUGAAGGAAAUCUAACAAAUAUUGGACGGGAAAUAGCAGGCAAGCUAAAAGGCAACCCAUUAGCAGCAGUAACUGCAGGGGAACUAUUAAGAGUUGAUCUUACAGUUGAUCACUGGACUAAAAUUCUCAAGGAGGAAGAUUGGAAAUUGUUGGGGCUCAGUGAAGGUAUCAUGUCUUCUUUGAAGCUUAGCUAUGAUCAACUGCCGUACCAUUUACACCAAUGCUUCUCGUACUGUUCUAUAUUCUCUGAUAAUCAUUGGUUUCUUCGUGAAGAGUUGGUACACAUGUGGAUUUCACAAGGAUUUGUCAAGCAGAGCCAUCCAAGUAAGAGAUUGGAGGAGAUAGGAAUGGACUAUUUGGCAGAUUUGGUGAACCUGGGCUAUUUUCAACAAGAUGGAAUAGAAAAUUCAUAUGUUGUGUCUGGUCUUAUGCAUGAUUUUGCAAGGAUGGUUUUUAGAGCUGAGUGUGGGGUUGUAGAUGGUAUGCAAUGCAAUGAUAUGUUACCCACUGUACAACAUUUGGCGAUAGUUUACAAGAGAGAUCAGCAUGGUUACAUGUCUUGUAGGAGCAAGUUUGAAGAAGAUUUGAGAAAUGCAGUUACAUCCGUGAGAAAACUGAGGACAUUGGUGUUAAUAAGGGAAUCCAGCUGUUCCUGUUUCCAGUCCUUCGGUGACAUAUUCCAGAAGGCACAUGAUACACGUCUUCUACAUAUAUCUUCAAGAUUUGCAGAAUUUAAUCCCCUCAUGUGCAGUUCUGUAAAUCCUAUUCAUCUUCGCUAUGUAAAACUUGAUGGGUGUGGAGAUUUGCCUCAGGUUUUGAGCAGUUUUUGCCACCUCCAAGUAUUACAUCUCGGGUCAGACACUGGUCUUAAUGUGCCUGAUGGCAUGAAUAAUCUUGUCAGUUUGCGGCAUCUUUUUGCACCUUCCAAUUCCAUUGCUAGAAUUGGCAGAUUAACCUCACUUCAGACACUAAACAAUUUCCGCGUACAAGAUUCUAAUGGCUUUCAGAUUACAGAGCUUCAACCCAUGAAUGAUCUUGCCCAACUUGGGAUUUCUGGACUUCCAAAUGUUAAAACUCAGGAGGAGGCUUGCGGGGUAGGGCUGAGAUAUAAACGAUACUUAGAAAAGCUGCACUUGUCCUGGAAUAUGUCAGAUGUUGAAUCCGACUCAGAUGGCAGCAAUGAAUCUGACUCAGAUGACAGCAAUGAAUCUAAGAAUGUCAUGAGCUCUGAACCUUCUACCAGCAAAGAAACAGAGGAGUGCUUGCCAACAGAGGUACUUGAGGGUCUAAAACCACAUUACAACCUGAAACAUCUUCAGAUAACUGGGUACAAUGGUGCUGCCUCUCCAUCCUGGCUUGCUCGCAAUAUCUCUGUUACCUGUUUACAGACUCUGUAUUUGAAUGGCUGUGGAGAAUGGCGGAUACUUCCAUCUUUGAGAGGGCUUCCGUUUCUUGCAAAUUUAAAGUUGAGAAACAUGCCAAAAGUAGAAGAAGUAUGGGUUCUUUCAUUGAAGAAGUUGGUGUUAGUUAAAAUGCCAAAGUUGGAGAGAUGCUCAUGCGUUUCCUUGAGGGACUUGAAUUCUUGUUUAAGGGUUCUGAAGAUUAAGCAUUGCCCUGCACUGAAGGUGUUUGAUCUCUUUGGGAAUGGCCAUGAAUUCAAAAUUGAGCAGAAGUCAUGGUUGCCACGCCUUUGUGAGCUCACUCUAAAGAACUGUCGUCUGUUGGUGGUACCAUACCCUUUACCAUCUGCAAGUACUGUCUGUAGUAUUUCCGUGAGCAGAGUCUCAAAAUUUCCAACAAUAGAAGUAUGGUCCUGCCGUUUAACCAUAGGUGAGGAUAUUUUUGGGCGUGUACCUUUGUAUGAGGAUUAUUUUAACAAGUUUACUGAUGAGCUGUUCGUGUUAGAUGGAAAUAUUUUGGCAUUCCAUAAUCUAAGAUUCCUGACACAGUUGAUAAUAGGUUGUUGCCAAAAACUAACGUCUAUUUCACUCAAAGGAUUAAGUCAACUUGAAUCAUUAAAGACACUGAAAAUAAAGGGCUGUGCCAGGCUUUCCGGUCUCGAUGCUCCACCAGAGCAUGCCCUCCCAUCACUCGAAUAUCUAGAGAUUGGGGCAUGUGGAAUAGCGUGGGAGUGGCUAUCUCUGAUUCUGCAACAUGCGCCAGCACUAACGGAAUUGGAUUUAUGGGACUGCCCAAAACUGGGUUCUCUACAACUGAACUCCUGCACGACACUGCAAAAGUUGAGCGUAGAUAUCUUUGAAUCGCUCGGCACACUAGAGCUGCACUUUUGCACGGCAUUGGAAGAUUUGUUCAUCUGUGAAGCUGCAGUCUGCGUGCUAGAGGGCUCGCAAUCACUCAGGAAGUUGCGACUCCAUGACAGCCAUUAUUUGGAAUCUCUAAAACUGCACUCCUGCACGGCACUGGAAGAGUUGGAUAUUCGGAGCUGUACAUCACUCUGUACACUAGAGGGCUUUCAAUCCCUUGGCAGCCUCAGGCGUUUGUAUCUACGUGAUUGCCCUGGCUUGCAUUCAUUUUUGGAGGGUUUGCCAGAGCAAGAUUACAAUUUAUGCCCUCGACUGGAAUUUCUUGAUAUCAGUGGCUUCUCUUUCCUUGCCACACCGUUCUGCAAGCAACUCACGUCACUCCAGCGCCUAGUUUUUUGUGGUUUGGAUGGAGAAAAAACAGAAGAAGGACUAACAGAUGAGCAAGAGAGAGGGCUUCUGCUCCUCGGUUCCCUCACAGAGCUCGAAUUUGAGACUUAUGCGCAUCUUGAAUAUCUUCCCGCAAGCCUGCACAGACUUCGCUCCCUCCAGGUGUUGGAGAUUUCAUUUUGUCCGAGCAUCUCAGGAUUGCCGGACCUCCCGCCUUCUCUUGAGGAGUUGAGAAUCUUCCAUGGCAGUGAGGAGCUGAAACAUCAAUCCAUAUCGCGGGCAUCAAGCAAGUUAAAGGUCAAAAUUGACGGCCAAUAUGUGAAUUGAUUACUCGGUGGCUUGUUAAGCACAACCUGCACAGCAGACAUAGUUGCACACUUGUACUGCUUUUGAGGAUUGCUUUCACCUCAGAACCUCAUCCUGAUGCGAUCUGUUUACUGACAUACAGAUAUAGUUGCACAGCCAUCCCUCCCUCGAGGUUGGAGAUCUGAAGAUAUCAGAUUGUGUCAAGGCUGCUGGAAAUGGGCCUCCCACCUUCACUGGAAGAGUUGGACAUCUUGCUUUGCAGUGAGGUCCUGAACGAUCAAUGUAGAAUGCUCACAACAAGCAAGCUAAAGGUCGGCAUUAAUUUCCAAGAUGGGAAUUGGUUAGUCGUUGUCUUGUUAAGCAUGAGUUUGUACCUGCACAAAAGAUAUCGUUAUACUUCCUAUGAGUUCCGGGACAGGUUUGCUGCCUUGUCAACUCGUAGCAGUCAAUUUCCUGUCCAAAAGAAAAGAUAGUAGUCAACAGGAGCUCUGAGACACAAUUUCUGAAAAUGCAUCGUGUUAUUCAUCACAAGUUGGCCUGAACAUGCAUUAGGUUGUUCAUCACAAGUUGGCCUGAAGAAGCUUACAAAACUUUCCGGAAAUACACUGCAGCUAUACUAAUGCACUUUAUGUUUCUGAACUCCACCUCUUAGGUCUUAGCCAGCAUAUGUUGCUCCGUCAGAAUUCUGGAUGUGUCAGCGGACACCUGAUUAAUCCAUAGAUCUGAACAUGCAACCUUGCUGGGUUUGGCUACAAAUUUUGCUCGUUGUAAUACAUUCUAAGGAAUUCAUUUUGUUUUGGGGUUUCUUUUGUGAUGCCACAAUGCCAACAUGUUGUGCUUCAGACCAUGCCUGGUUAUUCA
Molecule: messenger RNA, 5448 nt
Organism: Triticum aestivum (bread wheat)
Lineage: Eukaryota; Viridiplantae; Streptophyta; Magnoliopsida; Poales; Poaceae
Product: putative disease resistance protein RGA3
Exons: 7
Coding region: 64-4608 (1514 amino acids)
Molecular function (GO): ADP binding
Source: RefSeq, a predicted model, not a curated record